CAAUUUUCCUUCGUCGAUAAUUAAUUAGUUCAAAAAAAUAAGAAAAAAGAAAUCAACGAUGGUCGAUAGGGGGAGGGGUAUCCGGUAAUUUGGAGACGGAGGGUACCACGUAAAUCCCAUAGAUAGUUGCGCUAAGCUUUCCUCGUCCUCGUCCUCGUCCUGUUGAGUUUGAGCUGCUGGGUUGGGUUUCAGUUCUCCUUCUAUUUCAUAUCUAUAUUUAUUCCUACUAGGUACCAUACAAACACGCACAAGUCCUGAGCGAUGACACUCAUCGGCGGCAUGGCCACCGGCGGCAUCGCUCCCUCUUUUCUUUCAGGUGGAAACCAUCUCAAGGGCUACCAACUUUGGUCCCCAAACUCCUCUUCCUUGGUCAAGACACCAACUCUGACAGUCCAAAAGAACUUCAGCCGUCGGAGACUUCCUCGCAAUUGGACUGUUCAUGCAACCUACAAUGAUCGUAGGGGUGGAGGUGGUGGUGAUUUUGUGGCUGGUUUCCUUUUAGGAGGUGCAAUUUUUGGGACACUUGCAUAUGUUUUUGCUCCCCAGAUAAGAAGAUCGCUUUUGAAUGAAGACGAGUACGGUUUCCGUAGGGCAAAGCGACCAAUUUACUAUGACGAAGGUUUAGAGAAAACGAGGCAGACAUUAAAUGAAAAGAUAAGUCAACUUAAUUCUGCUAUUGACAAUGUCUCUUCUCGGCUGAGAGGUGGCAAUAGCAUGCCUCCGGUGCCAAUUGAGGCUGAUCCUGAAGAAGCGACAAUGUAAGGCCUGCCUUUGUUGUGUGAUGAAGUGGUUUCCGUAUCCAGUUCAACUUGUUUCUGAAACUAUUGGACUCUUCCUAUCAAAGCCUAUUUCUAGAAGUAUUACUCUGUGCGCUUGAGGAGCCUAUUGUCAUUGCUCACUUUGUUUUUCACCCAAGAUCUUUUCUCUGUUUGAGAUUUCUUUCAUCCGUUCCAUAAUAAGGAAAUGGCUGGUACGCAGUAGAGUUAUUAGUUGGUAUUGGCUGCUGGUAACUUCUUAAUUGCUCAAACUUUGGGGACCUAUACAUUGUGUUUCAGUAUGAAUAUCAUCAUGGAAAAUAAUUUCAGACCA
Messenger RNA from Coffea eugenioides, 1089 nucleotides. RefSeq lists its product as uncharacterized. NCBI's taxonomy places the organism in Eukaryota, Viridiplantae, Streptophyta, Magnoliopsida, Gentianales, Rubiaceae. The transcript is spliced from 5 exons. Gene Ontology annotation, cellular component: chloroplast inner membrane; chloroplast thylakoid membrane. The record is from RefSeq and is a predicted model, not a curated record. Bases 262 to 762 code for a protein of 166 amino acids.